Molecule: messenger RNA, 1050 nt
Organism: Anoplopoma fimbria (sablefish)
Lineage: Eukaryota; Metazoa; Chordata; Actinopteri; Perciformes; Anoplopomatidae
Product: odorant receptor 131-2-like
Exons: 3
Coding region: 76-1050 (324 amino acids)
Biological process (GO): G protein-coupled receptor signaling pathway
Cellular component (GO): membrane
Molecular function (GO): G protein-coupled receptor activity
Source: RefSeq, a predicted model, not a curated record
GACAAAGCAAACACCGAGUCCAGAGGGCGGCUGUGGCGUAGUGGAGAGCAAGACGAGGAUUUGCUGAUUUUAAACAUGAAUCUUUCAUCCGUCAACGACACGUCAACAUGGACUGUGAAUCAGCGGGACAACUUCACCUCCGCUGUGACCAACAAUUUGAUCGUUACGGCCCUCUGCAUCUCCAUCAACUACAUCAACAGCACUCUGGUCCACACCUUCAGGAAGCACCAGAUGUUCAACACGAACCCUCGGUACAUUCUCUUCAUCCACCUGGUGAUCAAUGACAUGAUGCAGCUGAUCCUGUCCACGCUCCUCCACAUCAUCAGCUACGCCCUCCACACCGUCAGCGUCCCCGUCUGCCUCGUCCUGCUCAUCCUCGCCAUCCUCGCCACCCUCAACACCCCGCUCAACCUGGCCGGCAUGGCGGUCGAGUGCUACGUGGCCAUCUGCCUCCCGCUGCGUCACGGACACUUCUGUACGGUGAGGAACACCUGGAUCCUGAUUGGCCUCAUCUGGACGGCGAGCGCGUUCUCCAUCCUGCCGGAUCUCUUCAUCCUCUUGGCCACAGAGCCGCUGCACUUCUUCCACUCUGAGGUCUUGUGUUCCAGAGACUUUGUGUUCAGGAGCUCGUACAGCCUGAAGAAGAGGGACGCGUCGCACAUCGUCUGUCUGGUCCUGGUGUGGCUCACACUCCUCUACACUUACUUCAGGAUUCUGUUUGCUGCCCAGGAAGCCACUGCAGACACAAAGAAAGCCAGAAACACCAUCCUCCUGCACGGUUUCCAGCUGCUGUUGUGCAUGCUGACCUACGUCAAACCCAUGUUCGAACAAGGUCUGCUCUACGUGUUGCCCGACCGGUACCGGGACAUUCGCUUUGCCUGCCACGUCAUCGUCCAGAUCCUGCCACGCUUCGUCAGUCCCAUCGUCUACGGACUGAGAGACCAGACCUUCAGGAGACACAUGAGAAGGUAUCUGCUCUGUAGAGUGAGAAUAAGCAGCCAGCCAGAGAAUGUCCUCAUGUCCAACAGGAGGCCGAUGAGAGUGAAGUGA